Prunus avium (sweet cherry) is the source of this 2600-nucleotide messenger RNA. RefSeq names its product actin binding protein family (gene AR791). Gene Ontology annotation, cellular component: cortical microtubule. The record is from RefSeq and is a predicted model, not a curated record. Gene Ontology annotation, biological process: protein localization to cortical microtubule cytoskeleton. NCBI's taxonomy places the organism in Eukaryota, Viridiplantae, Streptophyta, Magnoliopsida, Rosales, Rosaceae.
UUUUUCUUCUCCUCCUCCAUUUGAGAGAUUCCAACAAAACAAACCCUGUUUUCUUUCUUUUUCUUUUGGUUUGUCCACCUGGAAGCAGAUUCUCAUUCCUCCCCCUCUCUCUGACCUGCUUUUUUGUACAUCACAUCCAACAUGACAUAAGACAACAAUUAGUGGCGGAUGUUUCUGAACAUUGUAUUUAAAAAAGAUUUUCAUGUAAGAUUUUGUUUUAUACUUUACCAACUGUUUCAUCAGCCCACGAGAGAGACAAACAAAUCCUCAACUGAAAUUUAAAUCACAGACCAAAUCAAAACGUUUACUGUGUUUUUUAUCCUUACUGAUUCAGUGCCUUCGAGAAACGCUCCCUUAAAUAAUUAUGGACGAUGAUGAAGAUGAGGAACCAUAAUCAUUCUCUAAACUAUGUGGCUAAUGCUUUUCAAUUAGGGGGUUUUUAAUAUGGUGCUGGGAAAGAACAGGGACAUAAAGCCUCUUCUGUUGAAAUUUGGGGUGGCUUUUGCUCUCUCUUUUGCUGGAUUUCUCUUUUCUCGUCUCAAAAUCAAAAGGACCAAGCCCUCCCUGCCUCCUCCACGCUCGCCGUGCUCUUCGGAUAAAGAAAGUGAAGUUGAUCCAGGAGUAAGACAUCGGCGAAAGGAUGACCUUAAUGUGACAAGGAAAUCACACAGUUCAUGCAAUGCUUCAAUUGCCUCAGAAAAAUAUGAAGAGACAUACAUCCCAAAGGUCUGUGCUGGUAAUUGCACAUCCAGCGUUUCUCCAUGCAGUAAACAUGGUGGAGGUAAAGAUGGAUUACUCUUGCCAGUGUUCAAUGAUCUUGUGAAGGAAUUUGACUUUGCUGCUGCAAAUUCUGGGUUUUCUCCAAGGAUGAAUGUUGAAACGCCUAGGUCAGAUGUAGACACUCCAAAAGCGUUUAGAACUUCAGAAAUGGAAGAACAUGAACAAGAAAUCAGACACCUCAGAAGCACAGUCAGAAUGCUUCGAGAGAGGGAGCGGAAUCUUGAGGUCCAGUUGCUCGAGUAUUAUGGCCUGAAAGAGCAGGAGACUGCUGUUAUGGAGCUCCAAAAUCAGUUAAAGAUAAACACCAUGGAGGCUAAGCUUUUCACUCUCAAGAUUGAGUCUUUAGAGGCAGAGAACCGAAGACUGGAGGCACAAGUGGCUGAUCAUGCAAAAGUGGUGGCUGAGCUUGAGGCUACUAGGGCCAAAAUCAAGAUUCUAAAAAAGAAACUCAGAUUCGAAGCUGAACAGAACAAGGAACAGAUCUUAACUCUUAAGAAAAGAGUUGAGAAGUUUCACGAUAGUGAAGCUGCUGAUAAUUCCGAGAUUCAAUUGAAGCUAAGAAGGCUAAAAGAUUUGGAGGGUGAAGCUGAAGAAUUGAGAAAGUCUAAUUUUCAAUUGCAAAUAGAAAAUUCUGAAUUGGCUCGUACUUUGGAGUCCACACAAAUCCUUGCAAAUUCUAUCUUGGAAGAUCCAGAGGCAGAAGCAUUGAAGGAAGCGAGCGUGCGUUUAAGACAAGAAAAUGAAGAUUUGACUAAGGAAAUUCAGCAACUCCAAGUUGAUCGAUGUUCUGAUGUUGAAGAAUUAGUUUACCUCCGGUGGAUAAAUGCUUGCUUACGGUAUGAGCUGCGGAAUUUUCAGCCCCCAACUGGUAAAACAGCGGCAAGGGACUUAAGUAAAUCACUAAGCCCAAGAUCGGAGGAGAAAGCCAAACAGCUAAUAGUUGAAUAUGCAAACACUGAAGGGAUGGGGGAGAAGGGGAUGAUGGUCGACUUUGAUUCUGAUCAAUGGUCAUCCUCCCAUGCUUCCUUUUUUACAGACUCUCCGGAGUUUGAUGAUUUUUCUGUUGAUAAUUCAUCAGCAACAAAAACCAACACCACCAGUAAGAGCAAAUUGUUCAACAAGCUAAGGAGACUCCUACUUGGUAAAGACGUUCAUUACCAAAACCGGGUUUUGUCAACAGAUAGAACUGGAUAUGCAGAAGAUAACGAGUCUCCAUAUUGCAGCUCAAGUAAAUCAACAGCAGCUUAUGCUGGGCCUGAGGGUCAGAGUAACGUAUUUGCAACUUCACGUAGUUCAUCUAGAGCUUCUUUAGAUCUUCCCAGAUGGAGGAGUCCAAAGCAGCAGGAUAUCAAGGAUGUACAAAGUGUUCAAAGAAAUAGCGACGUCGGAUCCUCCUCAUGGUAUAAGACCUUCAGCAGGGAAGGUUCUGCAGAUUUGCCCCUCAAAUCUGAUCAAGACUCAGAUUCUACCGAGAAAGCUGAGUUGGUGAAAUAUGCUGAAGCUUUGAUGAGCUCUCGCGGUGCAACGCCCAAGGUACACAGAAAAUCAGCAUCAGCAUCUUAGUUCUUCAUCAUCAUCGGGUUUAUAUACACACAUGUGAAUCAUAUAGUUAAGAAGUUAGCAAAUCAAUACCAGUUUACCAUAUUUUGUCAUUUGAAGCUAGUUAGGAACUAAUUGAGCAAAAUACAAAAGCAGUUUAAUUGACGAGGAGUGCUUUGAGUUCUCUUUUGAAUGAACAUUCCAUUAUAUACAUUGGAGUUUCCUUUACUACCAUGGAUUUGUAUACAACAAACUUACAUGAUUUGCAGAAAUCUUUCCAA